AUGGCGACACCCCAACAGCAUGAGCACUUCCAGGUGUCUUUUCCAGCAGAACAUGUCAUCCAAGUCACGCUGGAUCGACCCGACAAGCUGAAUUGCAUCAACAAAGCCACGAGUCGAGAGAUUGCCCAAGUAUGGAACCUACUCGACCACGACGAGAGCCUUUGGAUCGGCAUCAUUACAGGAUCUGGUAGAGCUUUCUGCACUGGAGCAGACUUGGAGGAGUGGAACGAGAUGGCAAGACGCGGCAUCGUCAACGACAUGUCUGCUCCAGGUCUGGCAGGUCUCCCACGUCGAUCGGGCAAGAAACCCAUCAUUGCUGCCAUCAACGGCAUCACAAUGGGCGGUGGCUUUGAGAUGGUCGCGAACUGCGACCUGAUCGUAGCAUUGUCCUCAGCAGUGUUCGCGUUGCCAGAAGUCAAGCGAGGCAUCGCCCCUGUCGCUGGUUGCCUGCCGAGACUUACACGAACGCUUGGCCUUCAAAGGACAACCGACCUCGUUCUCACCGGCAGGAGCGUGAGCGCAGAGGUCCUGUAUAACUGGGGCUUUGUCAACCGGCUGGUAGAGCAAUCAUCCAAUGUCGCUGCGGCUGCUGUAGAACUUGCUCAGGAGCUCUGCAAGAAUAGCCCGGACUCACUGAUUGUGGGUCGGCAGGGUAUUCGACUGAGUUGGGAGACGGGCAAUGUGGAAGAGGCCGUGUCGAAGCUGGAAAAGGAGUGGUAUCCGAGGCUCAUGGCCGGUUUGAACUUCACGGAGGGCAUUCGGGCAUUUGUCGAGAAAAGGUCGCGGAGAUGGACGAGUUCGAAGCUCUGA
This is a messenger RNA of Zasmidium cellare ATCC 36951, 810 nucleotides long. RefSeq lists its product as uncharacterized. Bases 1 to 810 code for a protein of 269 amino acids. Gene Ontology annotation, molecular function: enoyl-CoA hydratase activity. Gene Ontology annotation, biological process: fatty acid beta-oxidation. Lineage: Eukaryota; Fungi; Ascomycota; Dothideomycetes; Mycosphaerellales; Mycosphaerellaceae. Gene Ontology annotation, cellular component: mitochondrion. The record is from RefSeq and is a predicted model, not a curated record. The transcript has 2 exons.